Molecule: messenger RNA, 1715 nt
Organism: Anthonomus grandis grandis
Lineage: Eukaryota; Metazoa; Arthropoda; Insecta; Coleoptera; Curculionidae
Product: cdc42 homolog
Exons: 3
Coding region: 213-941 (242 amino acids)
Biological process (GO): small GTPase-mediated signal transduction
Molecular function (GO): GTPase activity; GTP binding
Source: RefSeq, a predicted model, not a curated record
CUCGAGUAAUCGUGAAAAUGACUCAGUUCACUCACAUUUCUCCCCGUGAUUGUCGCCGAUACGUUCUUGUCGCUCACGCUCCGUCGCUCGUUUGAAUUUUCGCGAAUUUUCUUUUUCAAUAAUUUCAUCUCGAAGGGGUCAUGGGGCGUUUCACCCCUUAAAACAGCCCAUUAAAAAAUAAAUUUUUGAAAUUAGUGAUAAUUAAAAUAAUAAUGAAAAUGACUCCCCAAUGUAACCCGGUUCUGCACUACACGAAACAGCCCCUACUGUUGUCCCCCAAUAUUACUAAUCAGGCGAGCGUAAUUAGUACGGGCGCGAACCGGAAAAAUCAGAAAAACGACCGGAAGAAACGCGACAAAAAACGAAUAAAAUGCGUGAUAGUCGGGGACAAACAGGUGGGAAAAACCGCACUGGCCGUCUCUUAUAGUAACGAUAGUUUUCCUAGCGAAUAUGUGCCCACCGCAUACGACAAUUACAAUGUGGACGUACAAGUGGACGGAAAACCAAUUAGACUGGAAAUCUGUGAUACGGCCGGAGAGGACGACCUCGGCGGUCCCUUACGAAGACUCUGCUACCCAGGAGCCGACGUGUUCAUGCUCUGCUUUUCGGUGGUGCGACCUUCUUCCUUCAAAUCCGCUUGUGAGAGGUGGGCCGACGAACUCACCCGCCUGGGAGUCCCCGUGGUCCUGGUGGGUUGCCAGGCUGAUCUCGUGAACGACUUCGACGCCCUCACGCGUCUCAGACGACAACAACAAACGACAGUUCCUCUAAUGAACGCCAGGGAUUUGGCGCGACGUUUGAACGCCACUUACGUGGAAACUUCCGCGAAAACUUGUAACCAUUUGAAGGAGGCGUUCGACGAGGCGAUCAUUUGCGCCCUAAAGAGACGAAAGGUGGAUCACAGACAGCGGUGGUAUAUGAAACUGUGUUGUUGGAAGUAAACGUUGACGCUGGCGCUAUCUCUCGGUUUGGGUCUGAAAUUAACGUGAGAGUUUCGGUUUUAGUGAGGGUAUCGUGGCUCCCUUUCGUAAAAAAAGUGUUUUAAAGUGUGAUAUUGUAUUUGAUGUUUAUAGUGUAUGGUUCCCAAGGCGCGUUUUAAAAUUAUCGAUAACUGUAAAGUUUGAACGGCCGUUGAAGCGAAGUUCGGAAUUUAAAUUAAUGGGAAAUUUUUAUCUAAAAAGGCUUGUAAGAGCCCAAUAAUGGGGAUAAUAUGGUAAUUUUAUGCUUGGGAACCUUUUAAAUAAAGUUUUACAUUUUUAGAUUAUAUAGCCCCUGGUAACAUGUUUCUUUUUUUUUUAAAUCUCCUCUCAUUCAGUCAGUAUCUUUCGUGUUAUCUCAAAUCCACUUUUGGCUGAUAAUGCGAAAUUCCAAAAGUAAUAAAAUAGUCAAUAAGUGGGCAAUUUGCAUUAUCAUUAGAUAAAUGAUUGUUUGUUCUCAGAUAAAUCACGGCAGCAUUGAACACCACUACAGGGUGUUUCUAAGACCCUCAACUUCCAUAUGUAAAUUGUGAUAUUUAGUUGUUAAUAUCGGAUAUAAUUAUUCGCUUUUAUCUUAAUUAUUAAUACUCGUUAAACUGUAUAAAUUAUUAUUGCGUAUCGAUAUUUAGCCUAGUAUGUGAGUAUAUAAUAUAUAUGUAAUCAUGUAUAUAAAUUUAUACAUUUAAUUACGAUAUAGCGUGUUUUUUAAAUGAUAUAUACAGUUUUUUAACUAUCAUA